AUGGAUUCCGAGAGCUUGACUGACAGGAACGCCGUCUUCAAGAAGCUCCGAGGCAGAUCCGAGAACAAGGUAGUCCUACCCGAGGGGUAUCCCGUCACUCUUGACUGGGGAAGGGAUUUGAGUGUGUGUUCGGAUCUCGGAAUCCAGCCGUGGGGAGCUGGAGAUCUGAGGAUCUCCAACUCAUUGUUUUCUAGUAACAGUUUCCUCUUGUGAUGAAACUUGGGAUCUAUGCCCCUUCAGAUGUGCUUCGACCGUAGCGUGAAGAAUCCGACAUGGGCGUCGGUGACUUACGGGAUCUUCCUCUGCAUCGAUUGCUCUGCUGCGCACCGGAGCCUCGGGUUCACAUUAGCUCUGUGCGGUAUGGAGGAUUACUUUUGCCCUUACUGGAAAACGAAAAUGUGCGUUACUUGUGUAGCGGUUGGCCGGAACCUUGCUUGGGCUCAUACUUGUCCACAUUUCCAUUCUCUAUGAUCCCUCUUCAAUCCAAUUUUGGGAAAAUCCUUCUACUUUCGGCGUAGGAUCUGUAUUGAAAAUACUUGGGAACUUUAAGCAGAAUUUUCUCCAUUAAUGUAGGCUUCAUGUACCUCCCAUGUGGGCCACUCCUUGCAAUAGAAUGAUCGUGAUAAUGAGAACAGUUAUCUGGCAAAGUCUUUUUAUUCGUAUACAUGAUUGAAUUAUAUGUCGAAGGAAACAUUAUUGCCGUUCCCAUAUUAUCAUUAAAAAAAUUAUCCUGAUUAAUCAUUAUUUAGUUUCCUAUUCCAGUUUCUUGGAAGAGGAUCGCUCUCUCUGCCGGGCGAUCCCCCGCUAUCACCGACAGAGAGUGUAGACAAUUGAGAUUUCUGCAAAAUAUUCGUCUGGUUUCUCGACAUGAGAAAACUAAGUUUCUUUUUUGCAUCUGAAAGUUAUUUAAUUAUAGGGCAUAUCAUUAGCGCAUCAUUUAGAAGCUAGAUAAUUUGUCAUAAGAAAAAAAGAAAAGAAAAAAGAGAAACGGACAUGGGAGAAUAUGCUUUCGUUUUUUGGAGCCCUCCAAUGAUUAGAAAAUAUGUUUUUUUGAAAAUGUGGUUGCUGCUUAGAAUUCGAGGAACCACUUUGUUACUGUAUUCAAAUUUUAAAAGUUCAUUUGAUUUGGAGGCACCACUGUGACACAAAAUUCAUGGAUAUAAAACUCAGCGGAUGAGAUGGCUUAUUCUCAAUUAUCUGACGUCUCGGGAAGAUCCCUGGUGCAUGUGGAAAAUUGGGAGCAAAGGCCUAAAUUUUAUAUAAUUCAACCUCUGAAAAUAUUGUGGAUCAAAUUUUCACAGAAUGCAUCAUUGUAAGAGUAAAUUGGAAAUUUAUUUUGAAGGCUGUUGGUUUCCAAUGUUAUUAAUUUCCUACUAUGAUACAGUGGAAAUAUGUAAUCCUAUUUGUAGAAAAGAAAUGGUUGAUCAUGCUAUUGUGAGCAAUGGCACACGAUGUUUCAGCUUGCAUUUUUUUUUCUAGGCACUGAAAGGAAAUACUGAAGAUGAUAUGGAAGGCUAUCAUGAAAACAGUGCAUAAUGUUUGACUUUGAUGGUACGUUGCUGAAGAAAUCUAUUCAAAAUAAAUAUAAUGAAAACCGAAGCACAUUAUUUAUUUAUUUAUUAAAAAACUAAUUGAACUGCACAAAUCAUAUGUAUGAUAAAUGAUUUUAAUGUACGUUUUUGUGUCUUCUGGGUUUGGACUAAAUAUUCUCUAAUUUUUCCGGAUCUGAGCUGGGUUAAACGACUAAAUUUUAUACCAUGCAAGAAUGAACAUCAUUGCCUCAAAAUUGUGUAUUUAAGGUAGAGUUUUUGUGAUUAUAUGUCCUUUGGGAAUUAUUUACUGUCAUCAUUUUUCACCUUUAUUAAGAAAGAUAAAAAAAGAAUAACUAGUUUUUCAUGGGACAUUCACAGUACCUCUGAUGCUUCAAGAUCAAAAUGUCGCUGACAAUAUUUAUAGGCAAGGGAGGGCCAAGUCAAUCAAGGGAAUUUAAAAAAAGGGUUUACUUUUCAGUAAUCCAUAUAGAUUCUUUAUCUGGAGUGCCAUACGCCUUCUGCCUUGUGGUGUUAACCUAUAUCAUCGAAAAUCUAAUACUAAGUGCAUAUCAUAGGAGGGGGCAUAGAGUUACAUAUCCAGUGUGAUAGAAAACAACCUUCUACAGAACAAGCCCUAUAGGAGAGGAAUUUUGUUUAUGUUUCGCCAUUGUUCCUAUAAAUUUUCGUAUAGUUUCAUUCACUUCUCAUAGUGGAGGUGUAUAACUUAUCCUUUGGGGGUGGUAACCUGGGUAUUUUUUUGACUGCAUCACUGCAAAAACUCACCUGGGGUGAAAUUAUUUGAAUGGCAUCAUCUCCUAAGAGGAAACAGGGCAAUGUAUCAAUUUACGCCCUACGAAAACAUAUGAACUUGUUCCUUUCCUUCAGAGUUCUUUUCCAGAAGGUACUGUAUAACAGUGUUCCAUAACAUUAUAUUAAUCUUGAUGGAGACUCUCCGACCCUAGAGCAUUCUCUCCUUUCAAAGCAAAGGCAGAAGCCUUUGGAGAGGCUUUCCCCUCAAUUGAGAUAUUGGGUCUCUGGUCUCCUCAUAAAUCUAGUCCCCAGGAUCUAGUCUUUCUUUUUGAACAUAUUUUUAGGUGAGCAGCAUUGCCUGUUUUCAUUAUUCAGGCCCACUGAACCCCUCAUACUACAUCAAAUCCUGAGAGGCAAUGAGUGCCUGGAUACUUUCUGCGCCAGUGAGCCUGUUGUAAAAUAUGAGGUUAGUUAUAUCCAUUUUAAAGUCAGAAUUGCAUGUCGCUGAAAAUGUGUCCUUGGGAUCUUAUCAGCUUUUGCUUCCAUCUAUAUCAUAUCUCGUUCUGUAACAAGCCUGGUACCAUUAUCCCCGCUCUUUUUUCCUUCAAAGAAGCAACACUUUCUUAAUUUUUUUUGUGAUCCAGAUAACAGGAAUAUCUGGAUGAUAAAAAUGUUCUUCAGAUCUCGCGGAUCUGUUGAGCAAGCUGAUCUAAUCGGAGUGAGCAGCAGCCUAGGAUGUUUUCCAUGUUAUAUACCUGGAUAAGCUUUCUUCAUCUCGCAUGUCAUUUCAUUUGCCCCCCCCGGGCUGUGAAGAGUCUCCAGAAUUAUUUUUUUCCUUCACACAGCUUCAGAUCUGAUGCCCAUAAGCAGCACGGAUGGUUGGACGGUGGAAAAAUCGAAGCGAAAUAUACAUCGAGGGCCUCCGAGUUAUACCGGCAGAUCCUUGCUAAAGAGGUUGCUAAAAGCUUCUCAGAGGAUCCUGCCGCUCCCUUAUCGCCAGUCGCUUCCCAGCCUCUGCCUACAGACAACGGACCUCCUGCGCUUAAGCUCGAAGAUGCUUCAAAAGGAAUCGCUGUCAAGCAGAACGAAGCCCCGGAGGUCGUACGGUCACCUAAAGCUCCUACACAGUCGGCUGUUGCCAGCUCCAUUAAAAAGCCUGCUGGUGCGAGAAAGGCCGCAGGCAAGACCAGUGGGCUGGGGGCUAGAAAACUCUCUGCAAAGGUACACGAGCUCUGUACUUUUUACAUCACCCAGUGGGAUUUUAUACUCUUACAUGCGCAUAAUAUUUCGCAUUUAUGUGCCUAAUAUAUAUAUAGCAAGGGCUAGAUUUUCCUGGCCUGAGCAAAGCUUCCUGAUUCCAGCCCAGUGAAAGCUUCCACGACCAGAAGCCUGAAGAGCCACCGACUGCGCCAAGGUCAAAAGAUGACAGCAGCACUUCGACCCUGGGCUCGUCCCUCACUUCUCGACUCAGCUACGUCGAAAAAGAUGCACCAGCUGCUCAGGCUGUUUCUUGGGGCAGUCAUGUGGCCGGGCACGUACCCCUCCAAAAUCCUCAGGCUUCCUCGCAGAUUUUGGAUCUCAGAAGAAGACCUCCAACUCGUCUGAGACACAGGUAAACAUCACGAAACCAGCUUCGUGUUAGCUAGUUUGUCCAAUAUUACUCCAGAAAUGUAUAUGAUUUCCAGAAGAAGAAAACUUUUGCGGGGGUGAAAAAAUCUACUGACAUGAAUGAAUCUCAUUGGUUCCCACGCAUACAAUAUAUUCUAUAGCACACAGAUCACGUUUUGAGCGCCAUCAUAUGCAUAUGCCCUCGAUAAUCGUUGAUAUAGUAUCUUCGACCCAUGAGUAUAGCUACUGAUUGCAGUGGCUGGUUUUACGUGAUUGUCGUUUGCUCUCUGGUGGAAUAUCCUGCUCCUAGUCAACCCAGUUUUCUAAUAAUAGUGGUACUUGUUCAACAGCAGUUGUGGGAAAAUGCCCAUUUUUGUUUUCUCCCUUCAUUCGCUCGCCUAUCCUUGUCUCGGAGUUAUGGUGUUCAGAUUAUGAUCUUCACCUGUACCAACGCAGCAUCCACCACUAGAAUUUGAGUUUUUUUGUUUUUUUUUAUUUCUAUUUUUGUCGUAGAUGCAAGUCAACUUGUUGUUGAAUUCUCAUUAAGAUGGAUGCGGUUGGUCUGACGAUCUCUGAGGCUGCUCAGAUCCAGGAAUUCAGGGAAGCGAGAGACAAGUUCACGAAUUCAAAGUCCAUCUCGUCGUCCCAGUUCUUCGGAGAACAAGUCAAAGUCAGGAAGGGAGAUCUCCAAAUGUCUUUGAAAAAGUUUUCGGUGCAUGCCCUCGCUUAUCUCAUCCUUCGCAUCUCUCUCUCCUCUCUCUCUCUCUCUCUCUCUCUCUCUCUCGCUCUCGCUCGUCAGCAACUCUGACGCUCUCCGAAAACAUCAUACAUGGCGGCAGCUUCAGCACCGUCAACCCCUCAUUCUCUCUCUCUUCCCAAUAAGAUUUGCGCAUAAUCAUGCUGUUCCGCGCUUUUCUUCUUCUUCCUAUUCUCUCUCUCCUCUCUCAUCUCUCUCUCUCUCCAUCCUCUUCUCUGUGGCCCUCUCCUGAUUGUAUGUCGACGGUAGACUCUGGGUACCUCAAGAUCGGAAACGGAGGGGCGGUCUCUACCCACAUCUAAUUCCGGCAGCAUCUCUCCCCCCCUCUUUCUCAGGCAUCUCAAGACAUAUCCUCCAUUAAAAACAUGGCCGGCGAGACGGGGAAGAAGCUGACAUCGCUAGUCACCAGCUUCAUCACGGAGUUGUAG
Molecule: messenger RNA, 5075 nt
Organism: Spirodela intermedia
Lineage: Eukaryota; Viridiplantae; Streptophyta; Magnoliopsida; Alismatales; Araceae
Source: the annotation of a GenBank genome assembly